This is a messenger RNA of Microthlaspi erraticum, 5199 nucleotides long. Lineage: Eukaryota; Viridiplantae; Streptophyta; Magnoliopsida; Brassicales; Brassicaceae. The record is from the annotation of a GenBank genome assembly.
AUGGCUACAGUGUUGCACUCUGAGUCCAGGCGCUUAUACUCCUGGUGGUGGGAUAGUCACAUUCCCAAAAACUCUAAAUGGAUCCAGCAGAAUCUUGCAGAUAUGGAUUCCAAAGUGAAGUCUAUGAUCAAACUCAUCGAAGAAGAUGCAGAUUCUUUUGCAAGAAGAGCAGAGAUGUACUACAAGAAACGUCCUGAGCUGAUGAAACUGGUGGAAGAGUUCUACAGAGCUUACCGUGCCUUAGCAGAGAGGUACGAUCACGCGACUGUGGAGCUUCGCCACGCGCAUAAAACAAUGGCUGAGGCGUUCCCUAGCCAAGUGCCUUUCGACAUGAUUGAGGAUUCUGCUUCUUCCUCAUCUUGCUCUGAGCCACGUACGCCUGAGAAAAUGCCACCUCGGAACCAGACGUUUUAUGACUCUGAAGACACGAGUAUUAAAAGAGGGUUGAGUCAGCUGAGUGAGUACUUUGGGAACUCUGAGACAGAAGUUGAGAGCUUGAAGAGAUUAUUGGUUGAGCUUGGUGCUGAGAAGGAAGCCUUGAAUCUCCAGUAUCAGCUGAGCUUGAACAAGUUAUCUAGACUAGAGAAAGACCUUAAGGAUGCUCAAAAGGAUGUUAGUGGGCUUGAUGAACGUGCUAGCAAAGCUGAGAUUGAAAGUAAGAUACUUGCAGAAGCUCUAGCAAAGCUUGAAUCCGAGAGAGAUGCUGCGCUUCUUCGGUAUAAUCAGACGGUAGAGAAGAUAGCGGAUCUUGAGGAAUCAUUUGCUCAUGCACAAGAAGAUAUAAAGGGGCUCACCAACCAAGCAACUAAAGCCGAAACAGAAGCGGAGAGUCUUAAGCAAGAGCGUAGUAGAUUGCAUUCUGAGCAAGAAGCUGGCUUAGCGCGAUACAAUCAAUGCCUUGAGAUGAUAUCUUCUCUAGAGAAGAAGGUUAGAGAGGCGGAGGAGAGUGCUCAAAUGUUUAGUAAUAAGUCUGCAAAAGCUGAGGAUGAAGUUAGAGCUUUGAGACAUGAGCUUCUCAAGGUGAACGAAGCGAAGGAAGGUUUGAGUCUUCGGUAUCAGCAGUGUUUGGAAACUAUAUCUAAGCUAGAGAUAGAAGUUUCUCAUGCUCAAGACAAUGCCAAAAGACUCAGUAGUGAAGUCUUAGCUGGAGCUGCAAAGUUGAAGACUGUAGAGGACCAGUGUACUGUUUUGGAGAGCUCAAAUGAAACUUUGAAGGAAGAAGCAGAUGGUCUAACGCACAAAUUAGCAGCUAAGGAUCAAGAUCUCUUCCAGAAGCAAUACGAGCUUGAAAAGUUUCAAGAUUUGAUACAAGAUGAGCACUCUCGGUUUCUAGAAAUCGAAGCCAGCCUUAGAAGUUUGCAAAGUUUGCAUUCUCAGUCCCAAGAGGAACAAAAGGUUCUCACUUCAGAGCUUCAGAGCAGGAUUGACAUGUUGAAGGACUUAGAGACUCGUAAUCAUGACUUGGAAAGUGUCAUCAGCUCGGUUAAAGAAGAAAACCGAAACUUAAGCGAGCUAAGUGACUCUUCUAAGAUCUCUCUAGAGACUCAGAGAUGCGAGAUUUCUAGCUUGAAGGAGGUGAAAGAAAAGCUCGAGGAAGAAGUUGCUAGACAGAUUAACCAAAGCAGUGCUCUUCAAGAAGAGAUCCGUCGUCUGAAGGAUGAAAUCAACAGCUUGAAUAGAAGGUAUCAGUUGAUAAUGGAGCAAGUGAAACUCGCGGGCUUGGACCCCGAAUCACUUGCCUGCUCUGUGAGGAAGCUACAAGACGAGAACUCAAAGCUGACUGAGUUGUGCAACCACCAGAGGGAUGAUAAAGAUGCUCUUACUGAGAAGCUGCGUGAAAUGGAUGACAUUCUAAGGAAGAAUGUUGGUCUAGAGAAAUUGCUUCUUGAAUCAAACACUAAACUAGAUGGUUCUAGGGAGAAGACAAAAGAUCUGCAAGAAAGAUGCAAGUCUUUACGAGGCGAGAAAGCUGAGUUUAUUGCUGAGAGAGCUAACCUGCUUUCUCAAUUGCAAACCAUGACUGAGAACAUGCAGAAGCUCUUGGAGAAGAACUCGUUUUUGGAGACGGCUCUUUCUGGUGCAAGCAUUGAGCUUCAAGGUGUAAAGGAGAAAUCAAAAUGCUUUGAAGAGUUCUUCCAGCUGCUCAAAGACGAUAAGGCUGAGCUUAUAAAGGAAAGAGAAUCUCUUAUCUCUCAGUUAAACAGUGUUAAGGAGAAGCUAGGAGUUUUGGAGAAGAGCUUCACUGAAUUGCAAGGAAAAUAUGCUGAUCUACAGAGGGAGAAACAGUUCAAGAAUGUUCAAGUGGAAGAGUUAAGAGUUUCACUCGCCACUGAGAAGCAAGAGCGUGCUAGUUACGAAAGAUCAACUGACACCAGAUUGGCUGAUCUUCAGAGUAACGUGAGCUUUCUUCGAGAAGAGUGUCGCUCCAGGAAGAAGGAGUUUGAGGAAGAGCUUGACAAAGCUGUUAAUGCUCAAGUGGAGAUCUUUAUCUUGAAGAAGUUUAUAGAAGACUUGGAGCAGAAGAACUAUUCUCUACUGGUUGAGUGCCAGAAAUAUGUUGAGGCAUCAACAUUCUCAGAGAAACUCAUUUCCGAGCUGGAAAGCGAGAAUCUUGAGCAGCAGAUGGAAACAGAGUUCUUGCUGCAUGAGAUUGAUAGCUGCAGAGGUGCAAUCUAUCAAGUGUUCAAGGCACUUCAACUUGAAGCAGAUUGUAAGACAUCUGACCAGAAGACUGCCAAAGAGCGGAUUCAAGUUUCACGCAUUUUGGGUGAGAUUAAUGAUCUGAAACGUUCAGUUUCCAGCGCUGAAUAUGAGAAGCAGCGACUUGUGAUUGAGAACUCUGUGCUCUUAUCUCUUCUUGGACAGUUCCAAUCAGAUGGCAAGAAGGUGGAAUCAGAAAAAAGAAAUGCAGAGAAAGAUCUGGAGACAAUAGUACAUAGCUAUGGAAUGAUGCAAAAGGACAGGCUCGAGCUAUUGGAAAUGAACCGUCAGUUGAAAUCAGAACUGAUCGACAGAGAGCAGCGGGAGAUAGAGCUAAGAGCUGAAAUACAGAGUGAGCAUUUGAAGUUCGAGAGUUUGAAUGAGUCGUACAUGGCUUUGCAUCAAGAUUACUCUAACGCUCUCGACAAGAACAAAACUCUGCAUCUGCAAUUCUCAGAGCUUAAAGGUGAAAUGUGUCUACUUGAGGAAGAGAACGGUGCGAUUCUUCAGGAAGCUAUUGUCUUGAGCAACAUGUCUGUGGUUUAUCAGUCCUUUGCUUCUGAAAAGGCUGAGCAUGUGGAAGCUUUUACUGAAAACCUGACUAGUUUGCAAGAUAUUAAUAGAGGGCUUAAGCAGAAGGUUGAGACAUUAGAGGAGAAGUUAAAAGCGAAAGAUGUGGACAGUCAGGAGCUUAGCAGUAAGCUGGAGAAGUUACAGGAAAGCCUCGAAGAAGCCAAUGAGCUAAAUGAUCUCUUAGAGCAUCAAGUUUCAGAUAAAGAGGAGAUCUUGAGACAGAAGACGAUGGAGCUACUAGAAGCCGAAGAGAUGCUCAAGGCUACACACAGUGCAAAUGCGGAACUGUGUGAAGCAGUUGAAGAGCUGAGGAAAGACUGUAAAGAAUCAAGACAACUGAGGGGAAAUCUAGAGAAGCAGAUUUCUGAACUGUUUGACCUUAGUGGGAGACAAGAUGAAGAGAUUAAAAAGCUUAGCAAUUUGAAGGAGAGUUUGGAGUCAGAGGUAGAGCUGUUACACAAAGAAAUCCAAGAACACCGGGUUCGAGAGGAGUUCUUGAGCUCGGAGCUUCAGGAGAAGAGCAAUGAGUUUGGACUUUGGGAUGCGGAAGCAACAUCUUUCUACUUUGAUCUACAGAUCUCAGCUGUCCGUGAAGUCUUGCUCGAGAACAAAGUUAAGGAACUCACCGGAGUCUGUGAGAGUCUCAAAGAUGAAGCUGUUACAAAGACCACAGAGAUAAAACGGAUGAAAGAAACAGUUGGAUUCUUGGAAUAUGAAGUGACUGAGCUGAAGAGCCAGUUAUCUGCCUAUGAUCCUGUGGUAGCAUCUCUAGCAGAAGAUGUAAAAUCCCUUGAGGAAAAUGCAAUGUUGUUGAUGAAACUCCCUGCGCCAGCUGAUCUUCUUAGAGAGGGUGUCCAGAGCGAUGAGAAUCCAGAAGCAGAAGACUCUCAAGAACAUAGCAGUACCAACCAAGAAAAUGGAAUUGUGCUUUUGCAGGACAUGAAAGAAAGAAUUAAAACCAUCGAGCAAGUUGUUGUUGAGGAAAAAAAGAGGCUUGGGAAGCAGCAGAGAAGACGAAGCUCUUCACACAGAAGCUCACGCAGAGAAGACCGCAGGCUGUUUGAGGAGAUUGAACUUGAGGACAAAUUCUCUGGCGAAAUCAGACAGCCUAGAUCACCACCUGCGAUGACUGAGGUGAGACAUAGUUCAUUGAUGAAAGACAUUCCCCUUGAUCAUGUUGCAGACUCUCCCUUCUACGGAAGAAGCCGGAGAACUAGCCGUGGCUCCAAUGACCAGAUGCUUGAGUUGUGGGAAGAAUCUGCUGAACCAGAAACAAGCAUCAAGUCUCUGAUGAACAGUAAAGUCUCAAAGAAGCCUCUCAUUCCCCGUCUACAUCGCAGAAGCAGGAAUCCAUCUAUUGAAUCACAGUCUGAGAAAGUGGUUGGAGUUGUUGACAAGGUAGAGCUAUCAAGAAGCAUCGAGGACAAUGCAAAGAUCAUGGAGAGACUUCUGUCCGACUCUCGGAGAUUGGCAAGCCUUAGAAUCAGCCUAAGAGAUCUCAAAAGCAAGCUGGAGAUGAUGAACGAGAAGCAAGUAGGCAAGUUCACUAGCCCGGAUUUCGCCAGAGUGAGGAAACAGCUGAAAGAAAUGGAAGAAUCUAUCUUUCAACUUGCAAACACAAACGAGAUUCUCUCAAACGAAAUUGAAGAGACCGGAGACGCCAGAGAUAUCUAUAGAAAAGUGGUUAUGGAGAAGUCAAGAAACGGAUCAGAGAAGAUAGAGCAGAUGCAGCAAGAAAUGCAGAGCAUUGAGCGAACAGUGCUAAAGCUUGAAGCAUCCAAAGGCAAAGGAAAGAAGAAGUUCUCUGAGAGUAGAACAGUGAUACUCUUGAGAGAAAUUAUCCACAAGGGUGGUACUAAAAGGACAGCGAGGAAGAAGAAGAACCGUUUCUGCGGAUGCAUGAGAUCUUCGGCUAAUGAAGAGUAG